AUUAGCUCAAUGGGUAAGUACCGAAUUUCAUGGUCACUCUCAUAUUGUUAUUGAAGUUUGUAAUGGGCAGAUAUUUAGUCGUGUUUACUAAAAUGGGAAAUAAAUAAAACGAAAAAAUGACUGUUGAAGAGAAGAUAGAUGACCCCAAAUGGAAGAUACGAGAACAGUGCGCCAAAUGUGUUCGGGGUCCCAACUUGAUAAAAACAGUAGUCGUGGUAGUUUGCAUCGGAGUGGUUCUGCAGCAGAUAACAUCCUGCAUACACAAACUGAUAGACAUCCCCAUCACGACGUACACGCACUUCGAUUUCAACAAGACGCUCACGUACCCUAGCGUCACCUUCUGUAGGGAGCCUCCUUACAAGUUCGAUAAAAUGCAGAAAUACGGGCUAUAUGCUCACCCGCGCUAUACAUCAACCUGGAGAAACUUUGACUUCGAGAAUAUUGACCUGGACGAAAUGUGGGACAACAUCACCUUCAACGAGAAAGACAUGUUUGUGCAGUACGGACUCAAUGGAUACAGGGACAACGUAGAACUGAAGCCCACCAUGGGUUUCUCCCAAGGCCGCUGCUACACCAUGAACCCUAAGAUCCUGAGCACACAGGCUACAAAGGCGCUGGGUUACUCCGUGACUCUUCAGCAUACAGCCCAGGAUAUUACCACGACUACCAGCAUCCAACCACCAGGGUACCACGUGUACAUUCAUUACAUGAGGGAACCGUUUACUGAAGUGACAGUAUACAACGGCGGCAUGGUGGAUUCAUUGUACGUGAAUGUGGGAGAGACCCUGAGCGUCAAGCUGAAGGUGGACCAGUACAAAAUGAUAAGCAGUGCUGAUGACCCUUGCUUCACCAUGAGUAACUACAGUGCCAAUGAGUGCACCACAAAGUUCGUAUGGGAUCAGGUGAUCAAAGACGUCGGAUGCUCUGGACCCUGGAUGAAGAGCUUUGUGCCUCGGUGUAACAACUUCACACAGAUGACGAGGCUUAUUUCCGGGUAUUUAAACACAUAUGAGUCCCACAACUGUUCGUCCUGCCCUCGCAUCUGUAACUCUUUCCUUUACAACGGCUUCGUGACGGACAGACAGAAGUUCUACUUCUGGGACAGUGCCUCCAAAACCUGGUCUGUGAAUGAUGGUGCUCCGGAACUGCAGACAAAUCUGUUCAUCUACUUCAACAGCAUGAUGGUGUCGGUGUACGAGGAGCGAUACAACUACGACUGGAACCUCUUCGUGUCUGACCUCGGCGGUAGUAUCGGUUUCCUUCUAGGCCUAUCCGUGAUAGGUCUGAUGCAGAUCUUCGGCAAGGCUUGGCGGAACUUCAUCCAGCCCUUCAUCAGCUGCAAGAAGAAAGGUUCCCUGGACAGCAUCAGCUCCAAUACCACGGCAGAUGUUAAGACUAUACGACAGGAGUAUAUUGAGAAGUGGAACGAGAAGAACUUGGCUAUCCAGAAGAUUUAAGUUUAGUUGUUGUAUGAAUUAUAUUAUGAUUAUAUUACGCAUUGA
Molecule: messenger RNA, 1502 nt
Organism: Helicoverpa armigera (cotton bollworm)
Lineage: Eukaryota; Metazoa; Arthropoda; Insecta; Lepidoptera; Noctuidae
Gene: ppk17
Exons: 10
Coding region: 117-1457 (446 amino acids)
Biological process (GO): sodium ion transmembrane transport
Cellular component (GO): plasma membrane
Molecular function (GO): ligand-gated sodium channel activity
Source: RefSeq, a predicted model, not a curated record